UUGGAACAUUAAGAAAUUUGAGGAUGGUGGGGCAAAACGACUAAACCCCGUUUUCCUGUGAUUCUUUAGGCGGAAAACUGUCCAAAUCUGUGGAUAAAUUCGUGAGAUAAGAAAAAGGAUGGCAUCUAGAAUAAAUACCAGUUUCACUUUGAUUCCCAACCAGAAAUAUAGACGUAGUAAUCGUCGAUCCAGCUAUUUUUCCAACACCUGUGACUCAGAUUCUCAGCCCUUGUCAACGCUUGGAAAUUUUAAAACCUUGCCAUUGGAAAUAUUCCAAAUAAUCUUAAAAUAUUUGUCAGCGAAGGAUAUCAGCGUGCUAAGCAUGGUGUCCAAAACAGUCGGCCAGCGUAUUAUUAAUUAUAUCUCAACCUCAUCAGGAAGCAAAAGACUUUUACUACAGGACUUUCACAACCUUGAGCUGCCUGGCAGGAGACAAGACUCCACUAUAUUGGAACACUACAGAUCUCUAGGUCUACUAUUUAAAAGAUGUACUUUGCUGCUACCCACAAAGGAAAGACUAAAGUACAUUCACAAGAUGCUCGCAGAAGUUUCCUGUUUUAAAUUCAAUGGCUGUGCAGCUCCUAUGCAAUGUUUAGGAUUACCAUGUUAUGGCAUGUUUUUACAGACCUUAACAGCAGGUUGGGAUGAACUCGAGUGUCAUCGUGUUUACAACUUCUUAUGUGAGCUGACUAAUCUCUCUCGCAAGAUGCAGACUGUUGUCUGCAGCAAACCAGGAGGUGCCCGAAAACUGGAGUUAAGGAUCAGACUGUUCUGUAGGAACGUUCUGCUUGAUCAUUGGACACAUCGAAGUGAUUCUGCUUUUUGGUUGACGCGUAUAUUAAAACCAUGGCCAAUGGUGAAUCAGGCAAGAUUACUGUAUAUCAUCUUUGGACCAAUAUCUCCUCAAGAUGGACAGGUAAUUUGGCAGAAAAUGAUAGAAGAUCCUACAGAUGAUUCCAGUCUGAAAGGUUUGGCAGAUGCCAUUAAACUACUAUAUGACACAGGCACCAAAGAGUGGACAGCAGAUGAUGUUAUCAGUCUUGUAGAUGAACUAUCAGUGGUUCCCCGUGAAUGGCUUCUAGAGAAUAACGCACGUCUCCUAAUCCUAAGUGGGAACAACAUCUGUUUUACUUUCAUGGCUAGUAAAGCUGUGAAUGGGCGGGCCAUUGAACUGGCAAGGCUGAUGGUCUUUUUGGCUUUGGUAUGCGAGAAAGAACUAUACUGCAUGGAUUGGGCAGUUAAAAUGAUGCAAAAAGUCUGUGAUGUCUUUAGCACUCCACUGGAAAGAAAUAACUUCCUUCAGAGUGUGGCAAAUGCAUUUGCAUGUGUUAUAAUGGAAAUGAUGCAGUCAAUUAUGUCUGGAGACCAUGAUGAAGACGACAGAAGCUUUUUGAAUCUGUUCCAACUUGUGCAUGCUCAGGCUAACUUCCAUAAGGAGGUCCUGUAUUUGACCAUGAAUCCUCUCUCUACCUAAAUACUCUGAAAGUCUUGCAUUUAGAGAAUACCUCACUGAACCAACAAUUAGA
Diceros bicornis minor is the source of this 1526-nucleotide messenger RNA. RefSeq names its product F-box protein 47 (gene FBXO47). The coding region runs from base 119 to 1474 and encodes 451 amino acids. The transcript is spliced from 11 exons. The record is from RefSeq and is a predicted model, not a curated record. Gene Ontology annotation, molecular function: protein binding. NCBI's taxonomy places the organism in Eukaryota, Metazoa, Chordata, Mammalia, Perissodactyla, Rhinocerotidae.